AUGGCUCAAAUGGCCACCAGCAGUACCGACGCCGUCGACGCGGUGCUGGAAAAACUCCUUAGCGUCCGCGGCGAGCGCCCGGGAAAACAGGUGGCGCUCGAGGACAACGAGAUCCGUAUGUUAUGCAUUAGGGCGAGGGAGGUCUUCAUGGCGCAGCCCAUCCUGCUCGAGCUCGAGGCGCCCAUCAAGAUUUGUGGCGAUCUGUGUGGAAAUCAACCAAGGGUGGGUGCACCCGACAAUUCUUCACUAAGUCACCUCGCGGCGAUGGCGCGGCUGUCCUGGCUCGGUCGAGCGGCGAGGAACCGGCAUCGCCACGCCAUCGAGCAGGCGUCGCGUCGAUGGCGUGGAGGACGACGCGGCGAUUCAGCACGAACGCGCCGUAAAAUUUUGAUUUCCACACAGGUGGCGAUGUCCACGGCCAAUACCAUGAUCUAUUGAGAUUAUUCGAGUACGGAGGCUUCCCGCCCGAAGCAAACUACCUCUUCCUGGGCGACUACGUAGACAGAGGCAAACAAUCCCUCGAGACGAUCUGCUUGCUACUAGCUGUGUGGAAAUCAAAAUUUUACGGCGCGUUCGUGCUGAAUCAUCGCGUCGUCCUCAACGCCAUCGACGCGGCGCCUGCUCGAUGGCGUGGCGAUGCCGGUUCCUCACCGCUCGACCGAGCCAGGAUGGCAGCGUCAUCGCCGAGAAAUGACUUAGUGAAGGAUUGUCGGGUGCACCCAACACACUGGUUGAUUUCCACACAGACUACUCGCCUUUAAAAUCAAGUACCCCGAAAACUUUUUCAUCCUGCGGGGCAACCACGAGUGCGCCUCGAUCAACAGAAUUUACGGCUUCUACGACGAAUGUAAAAGAAGGUACAACAUCAAGAUGUGGAAGACCUUCACGGACUGCUUCAACUGCCUGCCGGUGGCGGCCAUCGUCGACGAGAAGAUCUUCUGCUGCCACGGCGGCUUGAGUCCGGAAUUGCAGCAGCUCGACCAGAUCAAAAAGAUCGUGCGGCCGACGGACGUGCCGGACACGGGCCUGCUGUGCGAUCUGCUCUGGAGCGACCCGGACAAGGACAUGGUCGGCUGGGGCGAGAACGACCGCGGCGUCUCGUUCACGUUCGGCGAGGACAUCGUCCGCGCGCCCGCCGCAAGAUGGACUUGGACCUGGUCUGCCGGGCGCACCAGGUCGUCGAGGACGGCUACGAGUUCUUCGCGCGAAGGCAGCUCGUCACGAUCUUCUCGGCGCCGAACUACUGCGGCGAGUUCGACAACGCGGGCGGCAUGAUGGCCGUCGACGAGACGCUCAUGUGCUCCUUCCAGAUCCUAAAGCCGGCAGAAAAAGCGAAGCGCCAGGCGCUCGCGGGCGUCGCGCAGCGGCCGGCGACGCCGCCGGCACGCAAGGGGCCC
Pelagomonas calceolata is the source of this 1397-nucleotide messenger RNA. The record is from the annotation of a GenBank genome assembly. Lineage: Eukaryota; Pelagophyceae; Pelagomonadales; Pelagomonadaceae.